UCAUGGUUCCUUUUUUCCUUUUCUUUCAUUUUCCCAUCUGCAGUUGAGUAUGACAAGGAGUUCACGCCUCACCAGCGGCACCACAAGGAAUUCAAAUUUAAUUUGUCUCAGAUUCCUGAGGGCGAGGCUGUCACAGCCGCUGAGUUUCGGAUCUACAAGGACUGCGUUGUGGGGAGCUUUAAAAACCAAACCUUCCUUAUCAGCAUCUACCAAGUGCUGCAGGAACAUCAGAACAGGGCCUCUGACCUGUUUCUGCUGGACACACGGGCGGUGUGGGCCUCAGAGGAGGGCUGGCUGGAGUUUGAUGUCACUGCCACCAGUAACAUGUGGGUGAUGAACCCUCAGCACAACAUGGGACUGCAGCUGAGCGUGGUGACCCAAGAUGGUUUCAGCGUAAAUCCUAGAGAAGCAGGCCUUGUAGGCCGAGAUGGUCCUUACGACAAACAGCCCUUCAUGGUGGCCUUCUUCAAAGUGAGCGAAGUUCACGUACGGACCACUAGGUCAGUGACGAGCAGGCGCAGGCAGCAGAGUCGGAACCGCUCCACCCAGGCUCAGGAUGUUUCCAGGGUGUCUAGUGUCACAGAUUACAACAGCAGUGACUUAAAAACAGCGUGCAGAAAGCAUGAGCUUUACGUUAGCUUCCAAGACUUGGGAUGGCAGGACUGGAUAAUCGCUCCAAAGGGCUACGCAGCCAACUACUGUGAUGGGGAGUGCUCAUUCCCACUCAACGCCCAUAUGAACGCAACCAACCAUGCCAUUGUACAAACCCUGGUUCAUCUUAUGAAUCCUGAUUACGUUCCCAAACCCUGCUGUGCACCUACCAAACUAAAUGCCAUAUCUGUUCUUUAUUUCGAUGACAAUUCUAACGUCAUCUUGAAGAAAUACAGGAAUAUGGUUGUAAGAGCUUGUGGAUGUCACUGA
This is a messenger RNA of Leptosomus discolor (cuckoo roller), 921 nucleotides long. NCBI's taxonomy places the organism in Eukaryota, Metazoa, Chordata, Aves, Leptosomiformes, Leptosomidae. The record is from RefSeq and is a predicted model, not a curated record.